This is a messenger RNA of Chionomys nivalis (European snow vole), 1511 nucleotides long. It is a transcript of the gene Cacybp, whose product is annotated as calcyclin binding protein. Gene Ontology annotation, molecular function: tubulin binding; ubiquitin protein ligase binding; S100 protein binding. Lineage: Eukaryota; Metazoa; Chordata; Mammalia; Rodentia; Cricetidae. Gene Ontology annotation, biological process: heart development. The coding region runs from base 196 to 885 and encodes 229 amino acids. The record is from RefSeq and is a predicted model, not a curated record. The transcript is spliced from 6 exons. Gene Ontology annotation, cellular component: nucleus.
GCGGGGCUUCAAGAACUGGCGGCGGAGCCUCGCGAAGGUUCCAGAGGCGUCGCGUGCGGAGGGCGGGCCGCCGAGUUCCGCCGGGUCGGUGUAGUUCGCUGCUGGCGCUGUGUCGCUCUCGGGUGCCGUGUUCCGCGUUUCCUGUCAGCUCCGGUGCACCGGUGCAACUCCGGCCUCGGGCCCGAUCGCCACACCAUGGCUUCCGCUUUGGAGGAGUUGCAGAAGGACCUGGAAGAUGUCAAAGUGUUGCUGGAAAAGUGCACUAGGAAAAGAGUACGUGACGCUCUUACAAGUGAAAAGUCCAAGAUUGAGACAGAAAUAAAGAACAAGAUGCAGCAGAAAUCACAGAAGAAACCAGAACUUGACAGUGAAAAGCCAGCUGCUGUGGUUGCUCCACUUACAACAGGAUACACUGUGAAAAUCAGUAAUUAUGGAUGGGAUCAGUCAGAUAAGUUUGUGAAAAUCUACAUUACCUUAACUGGAGUUCAUCAGGUUCCCACUGAGAAUGUGCAGGUACACUUCACAGAAAGGUCAUUUGAUCUUUUGGUAAAAAAUCUCAAUGGCAAGAAUUACUCUAUGAUUGUGAACAAUCUUUUGAAACCCAUCUCUGUGGAAAGCAGUUCCAAAAAAGUCAAGACUGAUACAGUUAUCAUCUUAUGUAGAAAGAAAGCAGAAAACACACGAUGGGACUACUUAACUCAGGUGGAAAAAGAAUGCAAAGAGAAAGAAAAGCCUUCCUACGACGCUGAAACAGAUCCUAGUGAGGGAUUAAUGAACGUUCUAAAGAAAAUUUAUGAAGAUGGAGAUGAUGACAUGAAGCGAACCAUUAAUAAAGCAUGGGUGGAAUCUAGAGAGAAGCAAGCCAGAGAAGACACAGAAUUUUGAGACUUAAGUCCUUUGGGAACUGUGUUGUGGAAUGCUCAUGUUUCCAGUAAGGGAAUAUUGUUGAACUGCACAUAAAAUUUGACAGAUAACUAUUUACACAGCCUUCUAAGUAAAAACAGCAAAUUCUCCAUAUCUUACUGGAGGAUUUGAUUUAAAUAAAAAUACUUAUUAAACGUUCUCCAUUAACAUCCUGGUCAUUUUGUUUAAGAAAAGGUUAUAUGGUGUUCCUUAUUGUAAUGUAAGAAGGAAAUCCUACAUAAUGAAAAUGUUACUUUUGUUCUGGCUGAGAGACAAAAUAUUUGCCUAUCUGACAUCAUCUCCCACUAAAGUAAAAAUAAAACCAAAACUCUUGCAUAAGAUGCAAAUUUGUACACAAACUUGCAAGUUACUAUAGACCUGUUACCCGUUAUUACCAGCUUAAGCAGUGUGUGCCAUGCGUUACCAUGUACUACUAAUUAAGUAUAUUUAUGAAUAUAAAAAAAAACACAAAUGACAAAAAAUAGACAAACAUGUUGGUAAGUACUGCCGUGGAUCAGAUGGCUUAUAAAAAUAUAACCACGAUGCAAAACUUUAAAAAUUAAUCUAUUCCUUUGUUCAAUAAAGUUGAAGCUUUAUGUAAAAGAUGA